AUGUUCAUUGACCUGACGGCAGACUCAGAGUCGGACGGGUCAAAUAAGGUGAGUUUGCUGGGCUCGAGCCGACGCAUCUCAAGCCAAGAGGCCCGGAGUAUUGGACGCAGACAGAGUCCACGACGCUUCAGCGCCUGGCCAGCCACUGCUCCUUCUGCCUACCAUUCACCCACCCCGGACUCUUCUUCAGCUUCUAUCCCCCAUUCCACCAUCCCAGAUGUCAUCGUCCCUCCCCCAUCAUCUCGCCAGUUGAAACAUAAACCCCCUGGAUAUCCCUCCAUCAACGGCCGUGCAUCAUCCUCUUCCUCCUCCUCCCUAGAAUCCAAACCAACUCCCCCACUCCAUAUCCCCACAGCCCUCUCACAGACCUACUACCCGACAGACGCCUACCAAAGGAAAGCCAUCAAGGGCGCCUACCCGAAGGCCAAGAGGGUCAAGCGAGCCGACACGCCCCUGGUGCUCGGCGCCCCGGGCCCGCUGCUGACCCGACCCCCUGACGUCCGGCACCAGACGCACCAGACGAUGCAACGCAAGCUGCGGGCCAUCCGGGGACCGGAGGUCACCUAUGACCCGGCCGCCGAGCCCCGCCUGGCGGACUUCAUCAUGAACUUCGAGUUCGUCAACACCAACCCGCUGCGCAAGGGCGUGGUCCCCGUGUCCGAGGACUUCAACGCCGGGUGCACCUGCGACGGGGCGUGCGACCCGGCGACCUGCCUGUGUCUGUCCAAGGAGGAGGACGAGAGCAACACGAAUAUCGUGCCGUACCGGGGCGCCCCGGACGACCCGCACAUGAUGGUGCUGGAUCCGAAGUUCCUGACGCGCAAGGCCAUGAUCUACGAGUGCAGUGACCGGUGUGGGUGCAAUGCGGGGUGCUGGAAUCGUGUGGUCCAGAAAGGACGCACCGUGCGGCUGGAGAUUUUCUACACGGGGGAUCGUGGGUUUGGCCUCCGCUCACCGGACCGUAUCCGCGCCGGCCAAUUCAUCGACUGCUACACCGGCGAAGUGAUCACCACCGCGGCCGCCGAUCUCCGCGAAGCGAUUCACGCAGCGCACGGUACAUCCUACCUCUUCAGUAACGACGAGGACGAUCAAGACGACGAAGCCACCGAGUCCGGCUGCAAGUACGUGAUGGACGGGCGUAACUUCGGCGGCCCGACUCGCUUCAUCAACCACUCGUGUAACCCGAACUGCCGCAUGAUCCCGGUGUCCCGCAACCACGCCGAUCGCGACCUGUACGAUCUGGCCUUCUUUGCCCUGCGCGAGAUCCCGCCGAACACGGAAUUGACCUUUGAUUAUAACCCCGGGUCUGAGGGGGGCGGCGGCGGCGGCGGCGGCGUCGUCGUCAGCAAGGACGCCAAAAUCGAUCCCUGCGCGGUGCGGUGUCUCUGCGGCGAGGCGAACUGUCGGGGUCAGUUGUGGCCGAAUCAGAGGAAGAAGGGGGUGCGGUGAGAUGAAUUGCAGGGUGAUCGUGUUGGUCACUGGGUUCUGCUUGCUUGCUUUGCAUGCCCUGAG
This is a messenger RNA of Aspergillus uvarum CBS 121591, 1512 nucleotides long. It is a transcript of the gene clrD, whose product is annotated as histone-lysine N-methyltransferase Clr4. The transcript has 4 exons. Gene Ontology annotation, cellular component: nucleus. The record is from RefSeq and is a predicted model, not a curated record. Lineage: Eukaryota; Fungi; Ascomycota; Eurotiomycetes; Eurotiales; Aspergillaceae. Bases 1 to 1449 code for a protein of 482 amino acids. Gene Ontology annotation, molecular function: zinc ion binding; histone methyltransferase activity; protein binding.